This is a messenger RNA of Cucurbita pepo subsp. pepo (vegetable marrow), 1712 nucleotides long. It is a transcript of the gene DBR1, whose product is annotated as debranching enzyme 1. The record is from RefSeq and is a predicted model, not a curated record. Gene Ontology annotation, biological process: mRNA splicing, via spliceosome. Gene Ontology annotation, molecular function: RNA lariat debranching enzyme activity. Gene Ontology annotation, cellular component: nucleus. Lineage: Eukaryota; Viridiplantae; Streptophyta; Magnoliopsida; Cucurbitales; Cucurbitaceae.
CUCACUGGUUUUUGCUUCCGCGAAGAAAGAAAAAAUGGAGGGUUUAUGGGGUAUGGAUUGAUUAAUUUCAUGAAAAAUUGCCCAGUUGCUUCUAAAUUCCAGCGGUAGCCUCUGAAGAAGAAGAAGAAGAAGAAGAAGAAGAAGCAUGAGGAUUGCAGUGGAAGGUUGCAUGCACGGUGACCUCGACAAUGUCUACAAGACUCUCCAAUACAUGGAGCAAGUUCAGAACAUCAAAAUCGACCUUCUGCUCUGCUGUGGCGACUUUCAGGCUGUUAGAAAUGAGUACGAUCUGAAGAGCUUAAAUGUGCCGCCGAAAUAUCGCGCCAUGAACUCGUUCUGGAAGUAUUACUCUGGAGCUGAAAUCGCUCCUUAUCCUACUAUUUUCAUUGGUGGAAAUCAUGAAGCUUCUAAUUAUUUGUGGGAAUUGUACUAUGGAGGUUGGGCUGCGCCAAAUAUCUACUUCUUGGGCGUUGCUGGUGUAGUAAAGUUUGGAAAUAUCCGUAUUGGUGGGCUGUCUGGGAUUUAUAAUGCACGCCAUUAUCGUCUAGGUCACUACGAGAGGCCUCCAUACAAUGAGGAUACUAUAAGAUCUGUUUACCAUGUUCGUGAAUACGAUGUUCAGAAGCUUAUGCAAGUUGAGGAACCCAUUGACAUUUUUCUUUCCCAUGAUUGGCCUGUUGGCAUCACUGAUUAUGGAAACUGGAAGCAGCUUGUUAAGUUCAAACCAUUUUUUGAGAAGGAGAUUCAGGAAAGACGUCUGGGGAGUAAGGCUGCAGCUGAGUUGCUGGAAAAGUUGAAACCACCUUACUGGUUUUCAGCUCACUUGCACUGUAAGUUUGCGGCUCUCGUUCAACAUGGUGAAGGUGGCCCUUUGACAAAAUUUCUUGCGCUUGAUAAGUGUCUUCCUAAACGCAAAUUUUUACAGGUUAUUGAGCUUGAAGCAGAGCCUGGACCUUAUGAGAUUCAUUACGACGAAGAAUGGUUAGCAAUAACACGAAGGUUCCAUGAAAUUUUCCCAUCCGCAGCCAAAAAUGCAAACUAUGGGAAUUUAAAGCUUCAAAUGCAAGAUUGUCGACAAUGGGUCCAAAGCAGAUUAAAAGAAAGAGGAGCAAAACCUUUUGAAUUUGUUCAGACUGUUCCUUGUUAUGAUCCGUCUAGAUCUGUCUCCAACAGUCCACUUGCUGGGUGUAACCGAAAUCCUCAGACUGAAUCUUUGCUGAAGUUUCUUGAACUCCCUUAUCUUCUUGAUGACAUAUCAGAAUCUGGACCAUCAGGUUCAUCUAUUCCUUUCUCAGAUAGUGGUUCGUUCGUCAACAGUGAAGACAUUCAAAUUGAUGACAUAGAUGAUGGGGAUGAAGAAACUGCAGAACCUGAAGAUGCAUAAACCAUUCAUUUUGGCAAUGGCCACCAAGAUCCUCCACGGUGAAUGAAGGUUGACCACUUGAGCUUUAUGCUAUACUUGUAUUGGAAUGGGCAUAUUCCAAUGUUCAUGUGAAUGGAUUGAUCCUUCCAUUACAAGACUCUUCUUGGAACACUUUUUAUUGGCUCAGAGAGAGAGAGAGAGAUUGUAAAGUGACUUUUUAAAGGGUCAUGCAUUCUAGAGAAUUUCCACUGUCAAUAAUUUAUGCUCUUUUGCUUUAAAAAUUCCCCUCAAAAUUAAUUGUAUCUGCUAAGCUUGUGAUCUUCAAUGAUCUUGACUGGAUUAUCACAAA